CCUCGGGUCCACCCUUUCAACGGAUAAAAACCCUCUCUGGACUCAUCUUCUUCCUCUCGCUACUGAAUCUUAACCCGACCCGAAUUCCGACUGCAAUUUCCCCAAAAUCCUUGUCUUCUUUUCCGGAAUGGCCCCUUCAAAUCCCGAAACCUGGACCCACGAACCCUCAAUUAUCAAGGAGAGCGAACUUCGAGAGAUGGCCGCGCUCCUGGGCAAAGGUUUCCGGGUCCGCCAUCCCGAUGCCGUUGGGGGAAUCAGUUUGUCCCACAACCCGAAUCCCCAAAAAUAUAUGGUCAUGCAUUACCACUCCGUGGAGAAUGGAUUUAGGUUGCCCCUCCACGGCCUGCUCCGCGACCUCUGCCUCCAUUUCGGAUUUGCUCCGGGUCAAUUGACCGCCAACGCGCACAAGUACGUCGCAUCCUUCAUCUUGCGAUGCUGUGCCCUGGACAAAACCUCGAAACUUGACGAAUUCCUUCUCCUCUUCAGUAUCGGUGGUUUCCCCUUUUACAGCCUAUACCCCCAUAACCAUUUUCCCAUUUUUGAGAAGGUUGAGCUCAAGAUCGACAGAUGGUCACUGAAAUACUUCGUUAUUGAGUUCCCGGCUCACAGCCCCAUCGAUCUGCCGGGUGUUGUCCUCCGCCAUUCCAUCUCCCGGACGAGAUUCGCCACAGCAGACUUGGCGGAGGGAGUGUAUAAUGCCUUGAAGGAGAAGGAGGGUUUAAUUUCCCACCACUCUCUCCAAGAUGCUCAACUGUACAAGAAGGCAGGUUUUUACUACCCCCUGGGUCCUGACCCGAUUCCCUUUGAGGGGGUGUCUUCCCCUGAGAGAUCGAAGGCUUCUCCUGUUGCAGAGUCUUCCUCAGCCAUGAGCUCUCCCAGGAAUCAAUCCCCAGGCAACUUCACUGCCUUGGUUAUCCGCAAUCCGACCUCCGCCUUGGAGGCCAUUCCCAUCUCAGCCAUUCCCGGGCUAAGGAGGCCAAUUCCGUCCCAGAAGCGGCGACGGGAGGGAGUCACUGACGAUGAUUUCCUUCCCAAGAAAAAUAAGGGCGAUAAUACGCCUGUUUCACCCAGCCCCCUGUCAACCUCUUCUGGUCCUCAGAACGUUUCUUCUACUGCCACUCCCGGAAGUUUAGGGCUGGAGUUACCCAACCCGGAAAGUCUGGAUCAUGAGGCAGAUGAACUUCCAGGCCAGGCGUCGCUUACAAGACCAGCAGUGCAACCUCAGCUUGAUACAAACGAUUCCCUCCCUCAAACUGCAUCCGCCCCCCUAGAACUAGAGGAAGAAGCUGAGGGUCAGCAGGAACCAGAGUCUUCUUCUGCAGUGGAGAAGGAAGUUGAAGUGCAGACAGAAACGGAAAUCCCCUCCCCAAAGGAGGAUGAGGUUGGAGAGCAGAGGGACGUUGAAGCUCCUUUAGAGAUGGAGAGAGAGACUGAGAAUCGACCGGAGCCGAAGGGACAAUGUUCUACGGCCACACUCCCAGCCCCCAAUAUCCCCAUCCGGCGCUUCUUCGCCAUGGCAAGCAAGUCUGAGGGCAAAGUCAUCAUCGACCUAACCCACUCCGGGACAUCUUCUUCUUCAGAUGAUGACUUCUCCACCUCCCCAGCCCAAUCCAACGACAUGGCCGGGUUGAGUCCCGGCGAGUUCUCGAGGCUUUAUCCGGCGCCCCGCCUUCCUGCACCAUCUCCUCCCAGUCCACCCAGGCUUCCCUCCGGGGAGAUAGACUGGGACUCCAUGACUCUCCAGGACUUCGCCUUGUACUAGAGGAUGUGUAGGACUAAGCUUGGACGUUCUUUGCUAACUGUUGAAGCGGAACCUUCAUGUGAAAGCCGGACUGCUUCUCCAAACCUGCUGAAGCCCCCCAACAAUGGUUCUUCAUUGAAGGGAGCAGCCCCUCGCCCUGGGACAUGGGAAGAUUAUGAUAUAUGGGAAACCGCCGAUUCAUCAACGUGUCCCUCGUCAAAGAGAAGGAGCCCAUGGAAGGGUCCCCCACCUCCUUCUUGAUGACUGCAUGGAUGCAAUAGGCCCUCCUUCAGUUCCUAGCCUCCUGCAAAUCAAAUUUCUUUUCCUUG
Molecule: messenger RNA, 2070 nt
Organism: Cuscuta campestris
Lineage: Eukaryota; Viridiplantae; Streptophyta; Magnoliopsida; Solanales; Convolvulaceae
Source: the annotation of a GenBank genome assembly